AUGUCCUAUGGAAGCAAGCUCGACGACGAUGCCGACAACCCUACAGACAUGGAUGAGGGUCUUCUUGAUGACGACCUGCUCGACUUAGGUCUCUUAGCUACUCUAUGUCUCUCGCAUUCUUUGAACCACGAUAUCGAGGUCUAUGACAGUCUUAACAACGAUAUUACCUACCUCUUAUCUCUCUCUUUACAAGGUAUUAGUGCACCGGCCUAUAACGACUAG
This is a messenger RNA of Alternaria incomplexa, 222 nucleotides long. RefSeq lists its product as uncharacterized. Lineage: Eukaryota; Fungi; Ascomycota; Dothideomycetes; Pleosporales; Pleosporaceae. The transcript has 2 exons. The record is from RefSeq and is a predicted model, not a curated record. The coding region runs from base 1 to 222 and encodes 73 amino acids.